GAUGAAGGAUCCGAGGCGCCCGAGGGGGAGCGGUGGGCAGGCCCUGGGGAGGCCACCGCCUGCUCGUCCUCCCCGAUGGCGCCGCCCUGCUCAGACGCGACCCUGGCCUACCUGGAGGCGCACCCUGCUGCGGUGCUCAAUGGGUGCAACGAGGCCGAGGACGGGAGCUGCCACGUGAAGGUUCCGGCGGUGGAGGUGGAGGGCCUCGGCGGUUUCGUGGCGUCGGACUGCGUGGGCCCCUCCAAGUGCGACGUGUCCGUCUCUGGCUCGGACUCCCAGCAGUACCAGAAUACCACCGCCGAGGCGACCGCGGAGGACUUCAGCGAGAAGAUCAGCGAGGCGAUCCGUGAGGCGGGCCUCGUGCGGCGGCUGCCUGUAGUACCGCCGUGGCUGCUCGAGGUGCUCAUGCAGGGCAUGCGGAGUGCCCAUUCCUCGUGGCGCGGUUGUGGCAGCCUGUCCGCGCUGCCGUGCAUCGUGGCACAGUUCGUGUCUCAGGCGUUUGUUCGACGAGGAUUGGGACGACUCUGGCAGCUCUUCAUGAUGCCGUGCGUGCUCCUGUCCGUUGAGGUCUUCUUCGGGUUCAUGCUU
Messenger RNA from Prorocentrum cordatum, 588 nucleotides. The record is from the annotation of a GenBank genome assembly. Lineage: Eukaryota; Dinophyceae; Prorocentrales; Prorocentraceae.